Trichobilharzia regenti is the source of this 7598-nucleotide messenger RNA. Lineage: Eukaryota; Metazoa; Platyhelminthes; Trematoda; Strigeidida; Schistosomatidae. The record is from the annotation of a GenBank genome assembly.
ACAGUGCAAUGAACCUAGGCGUGUAGCAAUCGUUACACACUGCUAAAAGCAGGGUUGACAUUUUGUCCUUACGUUACUGUUCGACACUUUCCUAGGAAUUGUUGUAAAGUACAUCACUUUUCUGAUUUAACAAUAACUGCUGAGUGAGGCUUUACUAAAGAGCAUUUCUGCAAAUGUUUUCAUCACUCUUUGAAUAAAAUCUACCAUAGUCUCUUACCAUAUAAGAAAUGCCAAAUCCCCGAGAAUUCACUGAAACAAACUCAGGAUCUAGAAGAGGUCGUCGUUCGUAUAUAAAAGCUGAAACGUUAACUAAAGGGAUGAAUUGUGAACCUAUCAUAUUUCAUCGAAAUUGCACAAAACGAAUUAUAUCUCAAUCUCCAAGAGGCAAACCAAAACGUAAAGCUGGUCGUCCUCGGAAGUAUAAAUUGGGGGAUUUGGAUUCCCCAUCCUUUUGUGAAGGAUUGGAUUCAUCAACCUGUCCACUUAGCCUUUCCUCGGACAAAAUGUCAUGCAAACGUCAGCGCAGAUUAUCGAAGGGUGAUUCUGAAAGCGUUGCAAAUCAGAAAUCUGACAAACUGAAUAUUAAAGUCAAGACAGAUGAAUCUCCUUACAAACAGUUAACAUCUUCGUCUCCUGAACAAUUAACGAGUGAACCAAUAAUCAAAGUAAAAAAAUUUACAUGUCAAGAAUGUGGAAUGCAGUUUAAAACUAAAGGAAGAUUCGAUAAACAUAUACCUUGCCGUGUUCUUCGUGGUUCUGAGUACUUACAAAAACCUCAACUGAAAAGAGGCAGGAAAUCCUUAAAUUCAAAGUCGCUGAACAAUAUGAAACUACUUCCUUCCACGGUUCAACGGAAAGGCGUUGAUGAUACUGAUGAAUUUUCAUUACUUGUUCGCAUACUUGGUAAAUCACCGAAAUCAUAUAACUGUGCCAAAUAUAUGAAUGAUGAAAAUUUCAAAGAAGCAGACGACAGUUCAGAAUUUUCCACUAGGAAGAAGUCAUCGAUAACAGGAACUCUUAAAUUUAAUAUUUCUCCUAAUCAUACUGUAGAAUUUUCGGUUAGCGCUAAUCUACUGGCUGUAAAACAGUGUAUUUCACUUUUGGAUAACAAUUCAGGUCAAUUCAAUGGUGUGCCAUUGUCAACAACAAAAGACUAUUUAACUGAAAUAAAUGGUGUUUCUUCAUCAUUACCAUUCACUUGUUUACCGUCUUAUCGAUCUGUUGAUUCUGUAAUAGUUUCUUCUACAUCUUCCGUAAUAAAUACAAACAAAGAGAAACAAGUGAAUUACAAUACUAAUAAUACUAUCCAUCAACAUAAUCAUAUAACAUCUAGUUAUCAGAAUGAUUAUUCAUUUGCAUCGCAUAAUUUGAUUAAUAUGUCAUCAUUAAAUCCCCUACUCGAUGAAUAUCGUGAUCGUAGUCAAGAUGAAUUACAGGCUGCACGAACAAUUCUAUCAUUAGCUCAUGGAGCUACUGAUCUCAUUUUUAAUAUGGGACAAGUUAACAUGGAUAUAGACAGUAACAAUGCGCCAAUUACCAAUAAUAUUAAUAAUAAUCAUAAUAAUAAUGACGACAAUUUGUGUGAAUUAAACACAUACAACACUGAAGUUGUUACUAAUAUAACUGAAUCUAGAAUAUCAGGUGAUGAAGUUGGUGGAAAUUCUCAGUGGGUGUUGAAACACACAACUGAUAGUUUUCAGCAAGGGAAUGAAUUAAACAGCAAGUCAACUGCAAUAAUGCCAUCUAUCACUGGUUCAAUACAAUCAAAUAGUCAGUCAAAUAUGGUGUUAGAAAAUAAUAUAUCUCAGACGACAAUUUUGCAUGAUUCAGAUAAGUGUAUUUCACAGGCGAUCAAUACUGCUAGCACUACCGCUACUACUAUUAUACCUGCCAUUCAAACUGUUACGGAUUAUUUGAUGACCACCACUACAGCAGCUGUUACGAUGCUAGCAACUACAACAACAACUGCUACUACUAACACCACUUCACAGUCUUCGAAGACUGUUUCAGAUACAUGGCAUCCAAUUUCUAGUUCACAGAAUAAUAUCAGCAGUAAUAAUAAUAACAGUAAUGCAGUACAUAGAAAAAUUCGUCCACCACCUAAGAAACGUUUAUCAACAAAUUAUUCACGAUCAAAUUCUUCUCGUUCAUUGGCAGACAGUAAUAACACACCAACAAAAUCUCAGGACAAUGCUAAUCAAAUAAAAUCUCCAUUUUCCUCUUGUACUACUGGAUGUGAGCCAUUAGUAGUUGCUAGUCAACCGAUCAAACCAAUAAUCAGUGUUUCUGCAACUUCUUCAUGUGCUUCAUCAACUGAUCACAUUGAUACAUUGUCUACUUUCUCGUAUUCUUCUUGUACUUCUUCUGCUUCAGGUAUAGGAUUAGUUUCUGCACCGAUACAAUUAACUAAUGUGGUUUAUGGUAAUCCUAAUCUUAUUCCAUCACACACUACAUCGCUAACACCGUUUAUUCCUAAUCAAGAUCUUACAACACAUCAACCUAAUCCACUGAAUGCCUUCACCAUGGUAUUUCCUACACCAAGACCAAUUACACCGACACCACAAACAAUAAAUGGAACUCAACCAAGUUUUUUCAUAUUACCUCAGCUAAUGGUUUUGCCUAGAUUUGUUGGCUCAUAUAUACCAAUGAUAUCUGCACCUGAACCUUAUCCAUCUAUAAUUAAUCCUGUACACAGUUCAAGUUUAACUGAAACACGACCAUCUACUUUUAUGACAAGUUCACUUGUAACACCUAUUCCAACAGUUCAACCAGAAUAUUCACCAAAUCAACCAGUUCGUACAAUUAUUCUGCAACCACCUCCACAACCAUCAUUACCACUAACUCAACCAAUGUCGAUUCUUGGAAGUGAGACAGUUACAACACAGACUUCAGAUGAUAGUCAUUUAAAACCAAUUAAUCAGAAUUUAAGUAGUGAUGAAAUAAAGGAAUUAAACAUCUCAGAUUCUAAUAAUAUGCAAGUAUCACAGCAAUCCGAAAUAUGUUCAGUGAAAGAUAAAUUAUUACUGCCCACUCUAUCUAAUCAGAAUAAUGCAAACUGUUCAAAGAAAUCAGAAUCGACAAAAUGUAUUUGGAGUGGACCGAAUAUUACAAAACCAGUGCCUAUAAGACCUGUACCAGAAGCAUUUAAAGUCAAGUUAUCCAAUGUUUUACCAUCAUCUCUACAAAGUAAAUCCGUGCAAGAACAUCAACAGCAGCAACAACAGCAACAUCAUGGAUUAACAGGCCAACAGACUGCUUCAGAUCAAAGGGUGUUAUCAACACCUGUUACUUAUCAUGAUAUGACAAGUAACUGUACUAAAACCACUGUCAGCUUGACAACAACUAUCGUCAAUACACUAACUAAUUCCCCUGCUUACAUGAACCCUACUCCUCCUCCUCCUUCUCUUCCUCCUGCUCCUCCUUCUCCUGUCUGUAUUGAUCUCGUUUCUCCGGAUAAAAUGUCAAGUGUUGACACCACCUUAGAUACUAGUCCAGCAUCUUAUACAUCUCAACAAUCUCAGAAUAAACUUGUUACAAUCUUACCGGCUAAUCAAUCAGAUAAAAUAAAUAAAUUUCAAUAUCGUUCAAUUCAUCAUAAGAAAAGAUUAAAUUUUGUAAAACAUAAUAAUUAUAAGAAGUGUUUAUCUAUUUCGCAUAAUCUACAAGUAUCCACUACUACUAAUAAUACUACUACUGCUACUAAUACGACGACAUGUUUACGUGGAAAAUAUCGAUGUCAAGAUUUUCAUUCAUUGCAUAGUAUUAAGUUGUAUCCUUUAAGAAAACACUGGCGUACACAUACAAGUAUUCGACCAUAUAUUUGUCAUCAUUGUGAUAUUUCUUUUAAAAAUCGUGGCAAUCUAAGCAAGCAUAUGAAAUCACGUUGUCAUCAUGACAAGUUUUUAAAAGACUCAGGAUUAACUCAAAUGCCUUUGUCAAAUAGCAUUUCUGAUUCAGAGAGUCAGUUUAAUGGUACAUCUAACAACGAAGAGAUUAGUGUAGGAGAGAAACAUGAUAAUGAUACUACAACUACUACAACUAAUACUACUACUACUGCUACUACUACUAAUGAUGAUGAUGAUGAUGAUGAUAGUAAUAGUACUGUCUGUACACCUGAAGAUCUUUCAAAUUGUAGUAAGGCAUCAGUUGUUGCGUCGACAUCACCAUCGAUGUCGUUAUCAUGUAAAACCAGAAAUUCGAAAGGAGCAGUUAACAACUGUUCCAUUCCGAUGAAUAACAAAAGAAACCAAGACAACUCUUCAACAUAUAAUGAUAUCCAUGCGGCGAUUUCUAAAUCAUCAUCAUCAACUGCACCACCAUCCCCAGUAUCUUCGUCGUCGAAUUUAUGCUUAAAAUCUUCAGUUUUACAAUUCAAUACAUGUUCACAUGUAUCAGAUUCAUCUAAUCGUAUUCCAGCUCCAAAUGUUAAUGCUGUUAAUUUAUCACAGGUAAUCUUGGCUUUCUUUGCAUUGGUUAUUGGAAGACGCGUAGACUUGUAAUACAUGAGAGUUGAGUAUCUAUUCAAAACUCUGUAUAUCAGCAGUAAUUAGUAAGCUUCGGCUAGUGGCACAUCCCAAGCUGCUCAACCGAUAGCUGCUACCUUAACAUGGUGGUCGGACUUGCAUACCACAAUGACCCCUAACAAGCUACACUGGCCGAAACUGAUAUUCCUGCGAGUACUACCAUGUUAGACUUAUAGACACUUAUCAUCAUAGUGUAAGUCGUUUACAUUAACUUGGGGGGGGGGUCUGUGAGAGCAAUAAGAUGUUCCCUUCAGAUGACUAGCUAGUCAGCUAUGCUGCCUCUCAGCUCUGAAAAGAGGCGAUUUCAUAUUUCGUGAGGUUUAGUUGAGUUGGUAGAGACAUCCUAAUUAGCAACAGACACAUUGAUUACGAGUGUGUUACUUGUCAGCCACCAACUCUAUACAUCGGUUACUUGAUUUCCCAGCCCAUUAGUUGAUCGACAACACACAAUGAGGUAAGUCGAAAAAGUAUGUUUAUACAAUGAAUCAAUUAUUUAUAUAUAUUCAAAACAAAGAAUACUACAUGGGCCAGUGACGUCGGCAGUAUAACGGAUAAAUCGAUUAACUGUCUCUGGCUAUCCAUAGGACAACUCUGAUUGAUCCAGUUUCCAGAUAGGAUAUCCGCCCACAUAUCAGGGGGUUAGAAAAAGGUCAACCUCGAAAACUGUUCAUCCCAACUUACCUUGGGGCGGUCCAUUGCUGGUGGUGAGUUCAUAAUACCGAGGUAACUCUAAAACCCACUUCAAGUAGGCCGUGUAUGAGCCACCUAAAGUAGUCGUUCAUUGGACUCUGCUGUCACGCAACAUUAAUGCUGCUUCAAGAAGAAAUCAACUUUCAUAGUGUGAGAAGCCGGGAAGUAAUAACCGCUCACACACUCCUAUAAGCACACAAAGGUUUUCGGACACUAGAGGCAGUAAUAAAUUCAUAUGUGACUAUGUUAAAUGGUCACUUUAAUUUUGCACGGUGUACUAUCGAUUCCAAGGUACGAAUCAUUAUUCUUAGUUAUAUCAAACCAUAUGGAAUUUUGGUGUUUGUUAUGUAAACCAAAUGAAAUUUUAUUUGUUGAAAUGAAUGUCAGUGACUGCUUUUUGUUUGUUUUUCCAAAAGCAUUUAUCUGAUAUGAGUAUUUGUUUCGUUUUAUCGAUCGUUCGAUAUAAACCGACUUAAGGAUUGUUUAUAUAAAAAGAUGUUUUUGGAUUGUUAAUAAGUUGAAAUUCACAAACUCACUGAAAAUAAUUUAUUUACAAAAAUUUUGAGUGAAAUAAGAGUAAACAUUGAGGUUAGUAUACAGUGAACCUAUUGUUACUUCAUCGAUUCUCAUUGGCUGUGUUCAGCAUAUACCUCCUAACAUUUUAAAUAAGAUUAUUUCUUUGUAACAUUUGAGAAUUAACUCAUUCAUCUUUACUAUAUUUGAAUGAAAUUAUUUUCCCCUUGGCUAUGAUGCCAUUAUUUGGUUAUUCUUUACAAACUUGUUCACAUUUAUUUCUAUCGUGCGAAUUGGAGUAUGUUAGAACUUUAUGCCUAUUUUGCUGUUAGAAAUACUCUAUGGGUCGCAUAUAGAGUAGUAUGGAGAAUCCCACGAAGUCAAAUGUAUAGACAUAUAGACUUUGCAGUCAAGAGUACAUCUUCCGAGAUCAUUAGGGAUGGCUUUCUCACUGCGUCAGUGGCACAGUGGUUAGGACCCUCACCCACCCACCAUGCACAUGGUCCGAGGUUUGACCCCUGCUGACGCACACCUGACAUCAAUGGUUGGCCUGCAAAAUUUGGGCUACCGAUAUCGCAUGCUGGAAAUUCCAUACUUGUACCAAAAAUACAGUGUGAAAUCAAGCUGUAAUCAAAAAUAUAAAAAUAAAGUUCUGCUCCUUUUAACUCUAUAAAGACGACCAACAUGUGUAUGAAUUUCACCUUUUAAAGAUCUCAUCAAAAUCAAUCUUUCUGAUUAUGUAGUGUUAUCGAUAUGUGUUGAGAGGUUCGUCAACAUUUUUAAAAAUAAACUUCAUUACUGGGUACUUAAUUCCUUAAUUUGAUCCUUUUUUCUUUAAUUGAAAAAAGGAUUUACCAAUGAAUUUAAGUGCUAAACCUCAAGAACCGAUUGCUUUAAUAAGAUAUGUUGUUGAUCCAUCAACUUAUGCUAAAAUGAAUGGUAUUCAACCAGCGAGUUAUCUUAAUCAUCAUCAACAUCAUCAUCAUCAUACAGACAAUUUUUAUGAUAAACAAAUUCCAAGUAAUUGUCUUCCAUCAGCAGAAGUGAUUGUUCAAACAGCUGUUGAAGCUGCUCGUAGUUUAGCAUCGGAUAAGCCGAAUUUAAGGCAACAAACAAAUAAAUCGAAUCAGUCUACUCCAGAUUCAAAAUACUUUGAGAAGACAUCUAGUCCAGGAAGCAAGAUAAAUUGUAAUAUUAACAACGAUUCUGAAGAACAACACUUCCCCAAAGCCUUACGUACUUCUACACCCAAUCAUCAUGAAAAUAAACAGAAUGAUAAAUCGUUCCUACUUCCACGUCCUGCUAGUAAUGGCAGUAGUUGUGGUAGUGGCGUCAUUUGUACAGAAGAUUCUUCACCGAAUAAAUUAAAUAAGGAUACGAAACAGAAUAAACUGGAGACAACACCUGUUACACCAACUACUGUUUCAAAUAAAACUGAAUCACCUUCACGACAAAAUCAUGGAGUUAAAUCUCACAAUUGUCUAAAAGAUCCUCGACCAUACAAAUGUAACACAUGUAAUGUUGGCUUUCGUGUUACCGGACAUUUAUAUAAACAUUAUCGAUCUAAAUCACAUAUGUCAAAUAUUCUACAAAUGGCUCAAUUAUCAAGCAGUACAAUUGAACGUGUUCUCCAAUGUCAUAUGGGUAAUUCUCAACUUAUUAAUCCAGAUACUGGUGAAUUGAUUAUGACAACACUGGAGAAAUUAAUUCCAACUUGUGAAAUUCCUACAACAGUGCCAAUUAAUACAGUAACAAAUGGGCAUAACUGAAAUAUAUAUAUUGCUAUUUGUGAUGAAAAACCAACAAUCUUUCUUUUUUGUACAUAUGAUUGAAGUUUUUAAAAUAAACAACCGAUACCUAUUUUUUGCCCCC